Molecule: messenger RNA, 858 nt
Organism: Suillus paluster
Lineage: Eukaryota; Fungi; Basidiomycota; Agaricomycetes; Boletales; Suillaceae
Exons: 1
Coding region: 1-858 (285 amino acids)
Source: RefSeq, a predicted model, not a curated record
AUGGCAGAUGACCCACUCACUCACCAAAUUUCCCCAACUUCACAUGCUACUACUUUGUUCGACCUUUAUCUCUGUGGCCCUUCACUCAGUUCGACGGGUUGCCCACCUGAGGGUGGUCACAGGAAUGAUCUCAUCAAAGAUCUACUCAAAUCAGAGCUCAACAGCCACAUCAUCUUUGAAGGCAACUUGAACAUCAAACACAGUGCUAGCCUUUUCCACCACCUCAUUCCCAAAUCGUUAUUGAAGACCAAGGAUAUCGCAAAAAUCAAGUACUAUGGCAAAAAUAAUGGACCACCAGUAUAUUUCCAUGGCGUGUGGAACUUCAAUCGAAAAAAAAAGCACAAAGAGAACAAUAAGAACAUCAACUCCAGGUCAGACGACUCAGAUGGCACUAGCGCAGAUGUCGCUGACACGGAUACCGAGGCCUUGGAUUCUCAAUGUUCUGGGAUAAUGUCUCAAGACACAGAUGGCACCUGGAGCUGUGAUGAAUAUGAUGGGACCGCAGAGCCAGGAUCGAAGAGGGCACGUAAGCCUUCAUCGACUGAGAAAGACUUACAGUGCCUCUUCAAAGCCAUUCAGUACGCCCUGCACCGUGAAUCGAAAAUCCGGACCAAACUUCCCUUCCAAAUAUCGAAAAUCGAACAAUACUGGUCUGCAGAGUUUGCCAACUCACCAAUACCAGACCCUUACAAUGCACAAAAGCCUGAUCUUGCUCUGUUUUAUUACAAGAGUAAAGUUUGCGAGAAAGCAUGGACAGACAUCCUGAGCUUUGUCGAGCAUACAUCCUCUGAUUUCAGCAAGAGGCGUGACCUAGGAGUGUACUGGGGGUCCACCACUAAAGCAUAUCUCAUCAUGUGA